This is a messenger RNA of Siniperca chuatsi (mandarin fish), 8098 nucleotides long. RefSeq names its product host cell factor C1a (gene hcfc1a). The transcript has 28 exons. The coding region runs from base 413 to 5668 and encodes 1751 amino acids. Gene Ontology annotation, cellular component: histone methyltransferase complex. The record is from RefSeq and is a predicted model, not a curated record. Gene Ontology annotation, biological process: regulation of DNA-templated transcription; chromatin remodeling. NCBI's taxonomy places the organism in Eukaryota, Metazoa, Chordata, Actinopteri, Centrarchiformes, Sinipercidae. Gene Ontology annotation, molecular function: transcription coactivator activity; protein binding.
GUUCCAGCACGGAUGUCGCCAUCUUUAGUAAGGGACAAUAAGCCUAGUGCUAUAACACAACUUAUUGUAAUUUGGUGAAACUCGUGAUAUGUUUACUUUAUAUAGAUUUCAAGUGUUCUUUGAAGCACCUCACCAUACAGAGUAUCCUUCGCCUGUUCACGAUGGUAAAUAACAAAAACGGUAUAUACGUUUCUAUCUGAAACGGUUCGCGAGCGGGUCUCUGUCGCCAUCUUUACUUUGGGUGACGCCAACUCUCUUCCAUUUUCCUCCGCCUCUGGUUGUCAAGAAGAUGGCAGCUUCCAGGCAGGCAUGAGAGGAAAUACUUCUUCACAAAUCGAAUGAAUUUGGAUUAUUGCCGCAAAAUAAAACCACAUACCCGUGUUUUUGCGAUUACUGCAUCGAAAUAAAAGUCAUGUCUGCCCCUGGCUCCGCGGUGUCUGGGACCACGACGUCGGUUCUGCAGCCGCGAUGGAAACGGGUCCUCGGAUGGUCCGGUCCUGUUCCCCGGCCCAGACAUGGACACAGAGCUGUGGCUAUAAAGGAGCUUAUGGUUGUCUUUGGCGGUGGAAACGAAGGGAUUGUGGAUGAAUUACAUGUAUACAACACCGCGACAAACCAGUGGUUUAUCCCAGCAGUCCGUGGUGAUAUCCCCCCUGGUUGUGCUGCAUAUGGUUUUGUCUGUGAUGGCACAAGAUUGCUGGUGUUUGGUGGCAUGGUGGAGUAUGGAAAGUACAGCAACGAUCUCUAUGAACUACAGGCCAGCAGAUGGGAAUGGAAAAAGUUGAAAGCAAAAAACCCGAAGAAUGGCCCCCCUCCUUGUCCUCGUCUUGGCCACAGUUUUUCCCUGGUUGGCAACAAAUGCUACCUGUUUGGUGGACUAGCCAAUGACAGUGAGGACCCAAAAAACAACAUUCCCAGAUACCUGAAUGAUCUGUACACACUUGAGCUUCGUGCAGGUUCCAGUGUGGUUGGAUGGGAUAUUCCAAUCACAUAUGGAGUUCUGCCUCCUCCCCGUGAGAGCCACACUGCUGUUGUAUACACAGAAAAGACGAGCAGGAAAUCUCGCCUGAUAAUCUAUGGAGGGAUGAGUGGUUGUCGUCUUGGAGAUCUGUGGACACUUGAUAUUGAUACCCUGACAUGGAACAAACCAUCAGUAAAUGGAACAGCACCGCUCCCCAGAAGUCUUCACUCUGCUACCACCAUCACAAACAAGAUGUAUGUUUUUGGAGGAUGGGUUCCUUUGGUAAUGGAUGAUGUCAAAGUGGCCACACACGAGAAGGAGUGGAAGUGCACAAACACUCUUGCCUGCCUAAAUCUUGACACCAUGUGUUGGGAGACAGUAUUGAUGGAUACUCUUGAAGACAACAUCCCCAGGGCCCGUGCUGGCCACUGUGCUGUGGCCAUCAAUUCCAGACUCUAUGUUUGGAGUGGCCGUGACGGUUAUCGUAAAGCUUGGAACAACCAAGUCUGUUGUAAAGACCUGUGGUACCUGGAAACAGAGCGGCCACAUGCCCCUGCCAGGGUGCAGUUAGUCCGUGCCAACACAAACUCUCUGGAGGUGAGCUGGGGUGCCGUCUCAACUGCUGACACCUACUUACUGCAGCUGCAGAAAUAUGACAUCCCUGCAACUCCAGCUGCAGCCUCACCAGUCAUGAGUGCAACUCCCUCGCUGCCUGUGAACUCCCCAAAGAGCCCCGCACCAGCUGCUGCAGCACCCUCUGCUCAGAGCCUACCACAGACAGCUGUUUUGAAGGUUGCAGCUCAACAGUCUGCCACAGGUGCAUCCGUUGUCACAGUUCGCCCCAGCCAACCUGGGAAAUCCCCUGUCACCGUGACAUCCCUUCCUCCAGGUGUUCGAAUGGUAGUGCCCGCCCAGACCACCCAAGGAUCGCCAAUUGGCAGUAGCCCUCAGAUGAGUGGCAUGGCAGCUUUAGCUGCAGCAGCUGCAGCAACACAGAAGAUCCCACCCUCCUCUGCAGGCACUGUCCUCAAUGUUCCUGCAGGUGCCACCAUUCUCAAAACAGUAGCUGUUUCCCCUGGCACAACCACAAUGAAAGUGGCUUCUCCAGUCAUGGUCAGUAACCCGGCCACCCGGAUGCUGAAAACUGCUGCAGCCCAGGUGGGCACAGCAACUGCUUCCUCUCCCACCACCACCAGACCCAUCAUCACUGUGCACAAGUCUGGCGCAGUCACAGUGGCCCAGCAGGCCCAGGUUGUAACCACUGUGGUGGGAGGAGUCACCAAGACCAUCACUCUGGUCAAGAGUCCCCUCACCAUGGGCAGCAGUGGCACUCUGAUCUCCAACCUUGGCAAGAUGAUGUCUGUGGUACAAACCAAGCCAGUGCAGACAUCAGCUGUAACAGGCCAGGCUUCCACUAACCCUCUCACACAGAUCAUACAGACAAAGGGUCCCCUCCCAGCUGGCACUAUCCUGAAGCUGGUGACCUCCGCAGAUGGCAAGCCCACAACCAUCAUCACCACUUCCCAGGCAGGGGGCACAGGAAACAAGCCCACUAUCCUCAACAUCAGCGGUGUCUCUCCUACCACCACCAAGCAGGGCACCACCAUUAUUAAGACCAUCCCCAUGUCGGCCAUCAUGACCCAGCCUGGAGCUACAGGUGUAACAAGCAGUGCAGGCAUGAAAACGCCUAUCACAAUCCUUACCACAAAGGUGAUGACUACUGGAACUCCUGGUAAAAUCAUCACUGCAGUGCCCAAACUUGCCACUGCAGCUGGCCAACAGGGUCUGACACAGGUGGUUUUGAAGGGUGCUCCUGGGCAACCUGGCACUAUUUUGCGCACUGUGCCCAUGAGCACAGUGGGUGGUGUUCGACUUGUUACACCAGUGACAGUGUCUGCCGUUAAGCCCACUGUCACCACUCUGGUUGUCAAGGGGACUACUGGUGUCACCACUCUUGGGACAGUCACUGGUACGGUCUCCAGUAGCCUGGCAGGAGGCACGGUGGACAGUUCCAACGCCUCUCUGGUUACCCCCAUCACGACACUGGGAACCAUCGCUACCCUGUCCAGCCAGGUCAUUAGCCCAUCUGCCAUAACUGUGUCAGCUGCUCAGACCAGCCUGACUUCUGCCUCCACACAGCCCUCCUCUACCAUGACAGUGCAGAACCAGCCCACCCAGGUGACUCUGAUCACAACCCCCAGUGGUGUAGAAGCUCAGCCAGUGCAGGAUCUACCAGUGUCCAUCCUGGCUUCACCAACCUCUGAGCAGCCCAGCUCCACUGAGGCUGGAGCAGCUGGAGAGGGCUCUGGGACCGUCACCCUGGUCUGCUCUAACCCGCCCUGCGAGACCCACGAGACCGGAACCACCAACACAGCCACCACCUCCUCUGCUACAAUUGGAGCAGGACAGGUGUGCUCUAAUCCGCCCUGUGAGACCCACGAAACAGGCACCACCAACACAGCCACAACUGCAUCUUCAAAUAUGUCUGCGCUGCGUGUGUGCUCCAACCCACCAUGUGAGACCCAUGAAACUGGGACAACUAACACAGCUACCACAGCAUCGGCUAACAUGGGAGGAGUCCAGAAGGUGUGCUCCAACCCACCCUGUGAGACCCAUGAAACUGGGACAACUAACACAGCUACCACAGCAUCGGCUAACAUGGGAGGAGUCCAGAAGGUGUGCUCCAACCCACCCUGUGAGACUCAUGUGACAGGCACCACCAACACAGCCACCCAGGCGUCAUCUAACAUGAACACAGGCCAGACGGGCACCACGCAGAGGGUGUGCUCGAACCCACCCUGCGAAACACACGAGACUGGGACCACCAACACCCCAUCAACAGCCACAUCCAGCAUGGGAAGCGACCAGACGAGCACAGCGACGGGCCUGGUCCAGAGGGUGUGCUCCAACCCACCCUGCGAAACACACGAGACGGGGACCACCAGCACCCCAUCCACAGCCACCUCCAGCAUGGGAGGCGACCAGACCAGCACAACGACAGGCCUGGUCCAGAGGGUGUGCUCCAACCCACCCUGCGAAACACACGAGACGGGGACCACCAACACAGCCACCACUGCCACCUGCAACAUGGAGACAGGCGAAGGCACAGCAGCCCAGCAGACAGAGGAGGGAGCAGAAAGUACCAGCAGCACAGAAGUGGCCUCCACCACUGCAGCAACUGGCAUGGUUACCACCACCCAGGGCAGGGCCAUCACUACUGUCACCCAGUCUACACCAGCCCCCGGACCCUCUGUACCUUCGAUCUCAUCAAUCACAGAGGGUGUGAGUACUGCUGCCAGCUCCACAGAGGAACCCAUGCAAACUGAUGAGACAGCAUCAGCAGAAGCUGCACCUGCAGAGGAGGGAGCCACCGCUAUGGAGACGCAAGCAGAGGGAGAAGCAGCCGCAGCAACAGCCUUGAAUCUGCCCUCAGAGCUGAUGUCUGAGGGUCAGGCAGCCACGCUCAUGGUGACGGGGCUGUCGGACGAGGAGCUGGCUGUGACUGCAGCAGCAGAGGCCGCCGCUCAGGCUGCAGCCACUGAAGAAGCCCAGGCUCUUGCUAUCCAGGCUGUCCUCCAGGCAGCUCAGCAAGCCGUAAUGAAUGAGGGCGAUUCCACUGGAGAGAGCCAGCAACCCACCAACAUCCCCAUCAUGUUGACCCAGCAGGAGCUCGCAGCGCUGGUCCAACAGCAGCAGCAGCUGCAGGAGGCGCAGGCUGCUGCACAGCAGGCCACCGUGGACACAAGCUUGCCCACUGAGGGCCUCGCCCCUGCUGACAGCCUCAACGACCCCUCUGUCGAGAGCAAUGGGCACAAUGAGAUGGCUGCCGCAGUCACCAGUGCUGUGGCGUCACUCCUGCCACGUACCACUGCUGAGACACUUGCUCCAUCGAGCACAUUUGCACCCUCUGUAUCGGUGGCGAGUCCAGCCAAGCUGCAAGCAGCAGCCGCUCUAGCAGAGGUCGCCAAUGGCAUCGAGGGAGAGAAACAAGGCCCUCAGCCAACCCCAGUGAAACCUGUUGUAAAGAAAGAGAACCAGUGGUUUGAUGUUGGAAUCGUUAAAGUGACAAAUAUGGUUGUCACCCAUUUCUAUGUGCCAGCAGAUGAUUCUCAUGGAGAUGAUGACUCUGGCAUCAUGCCAGACUACAGCCAGAUGAAGAAAAUGGAGCUGCAACCUGGAACGGCUUACAAGUUCCGUGUUGCUGGAAUCAACGCUUGUGGUCGUGGAGCUUUCUCAGAGAUAUCUGCUUUCAAGACUUGCCUACCAGGCUUCCCAGGGGCACCUUGCGCCAUCAAAAUCAGCAAGAGCCCAGAUGGCGCCCACCUGACCUGGGAGCCACCCUCGGUGACGUCGGGGAAGAUCAUAGAGUACUCUGUGUACCUGGCCAUCCAGAGCAACCAGACAGCUGAAGCCAAGGCCUCUACCCCGGCACAGCUAGCCUUCAUGCGCGUGUACUGUGGACCCAACCCCUCCUGCUUGGUGCAGUCGUCGAGCCUCUCCAACGCCCACAUCGACUACACCACCAAGCCAGCCAUCAUCUUCCGCAUUGCCGCCCGCAAUGAGAAGGGCUACGGUCCUGCCACCCAAGUUCGAUGGCUGCAAGAAUCCGGCAAAGAUGCCGCCUCUGCGAAACCGGCCCCUAAAAGACCAGGCACCUCCCCUGAUACUAAGGCUACUGGUCCAAAGAAAGCAAGGACGGACCAGUGAGGUUGCCCAGAGACCCCUCCCAGUCUUUUGUCCUUUUUUCAACUCGCUGUCCUUUUAUCAGGAAGACUGACCUUCACCCCUCCUGCACCUUCUCAUCCUCAUCCUAAUCUCAUCCUCCACCCUCAAGUCUCAGAUCAAGACAGCAAUGGAGGCAGAACAACCGUAUGAAGCCGAGAUGAAAGUCAAUCUGAGAGAUGUUUCUGUAGAUAAAAAAACCCUCCUUCCUCCUCGUUCUGUUGGUCGUACUAUUUUUAGAGCAACACAAACUUAGAAGCACAUUAUCUUUUUCAGUCACACCCCCUUCCAUUGUUUAACAUCUAUUUUUGGCUUGUUUCAAUAGUUGAGCAGUAUAGAGAAGCAUUUACAUCUUUCACAAACUGGGAGCCAGCCUGAGCGCAAUGUUACCUUUCCUUUUUUUCUUUUUCUUUUUUGUCUUUGUUUUGUGAAUCCUGGGGGGGAUGUAGAGAGAGACUACAUGAAAUGUACAGUGUUGAAAAAGGCUGUGGAGGCACUAGUUUAGAUGAGAGGAAAAAUUGGUAUGGAAACAAAUAAAGCACUUGUCCUCGACGAAAGAGGACAUAAUUUUUUCCUUUCUUUUUUGCUCAAAACAAAUUUGCUUCAUCGAGAACCAAGUCUAUAGUCAUCGUACUGGACUCCAGUCUCCUGGUAAUGUCAUCACUGUGCGCUUCUAACCCCAAGAUGAGGACUGGUGGCCGACACUUCAAAGUGGACAAAAAGAGAAUGACAAAGGAAGAGAUCUGUAGAGAAUGAAUGACAGACUUUGCUAGGACUGAGACUUGCAGCACACACAAAAAAAAAUCUUCAAAAAUCUUCCCAAAAAAUUAGCAAGCAAUGACGCAGAUCUUUUGUGUAGUUUAUUUUUGUAUUUUUUAAGCUUUUUUUUUUCUCCUGUGUGUAUGUAUGUUGUGUGCAUUUUUAAAAACAUCACUUUUUUUAACUGUUGUUCAUCCCCAUAGUUUGUGUUCGUGGGAAGAUGGGUGGCUGUGUUGAGGUUGCCACUAUAUUUUUAAAAAUCUUCAUUCAGUUGGUUGUAUGUUCUUGUUGUUAACAGGUGGUAAUGAAAGCGAGAAAGACUUUUUGUAUUUGUUCCAAGUAGAACCGCAGAGGUUAUAGGACUGAAGGGAACUUUGAAGUGGACCCAGGGAGAGAAGAGUUUUGACUUUGUUACUCAAUGCUUGUGUUGCUUUGUUUGCCAAACAUGGAAUUUCACGGGGUAUGAGGAAAAAUAACAUCAGAUCUCUUCAUGCCUUUCCCCUUAAUAUCCCCAUCAGUUGUCCUAUGCUUUUUAUGCUCAUGAAUGUGGUGUCUCACCUCUUCUUUAAUUUUUUUUUAGAAAGGCAAAUUAUAUUAGUAGACAUAUUUUCCCUAUCCUAUUGAUGUAUGUGAAUCCAUUUAAUAAAUUUUAAUUUUUUUCCUUCCACGGCUCUGUAUUUCAGACUACAGAUGGUGUGCAAGCUAACUGUGACGUGUAUACCCGAAUGUCUUUUGAAUGGGGGAUGUCUUUUGGAAGAAAGCUUACAUAGCCAGAGUGUACUCACCUGUAAAUUAGUUCGUUCAUCGAGCAAGAAUAAAACAAACAACGAAAAAAACAUCUUGGCCUUUUAUAUAAUUACCUGUGACAAACGGUUUUUACAUGUUGGUCAUCUCUUGAUUGCUUUUGUGUCUUUACUUAUAAAAGAAACAAAUAUAUAUAUAUAUAUAAAUAUAUAUAGUCUCCCUGAUUGUUCUAAUUUGCUUCUGUCAAGAUGAUUCACUGUAGGAGUCUGAAUCACUGCUAGGUUCAUUACAAUACAAACUUGUACAGGGAGUUGGUUUCUGACUGGACAUGACAGUGUAUAUCUACUUUGUAAGGGCGGAUUCAGGUGCGAUGGUAACGGCCGGGAAGAUAAGAGCCAAGGUUUUCGCUUGCCGCCUUUUCUCCUGCUGGCACCUUGGUUUCUGUUUGUGGUGUCUCCCGAUUUCUUUCUAGAAAUGAACUUUCUCUUCAUAUGCAUUCAUAAUUUUUGUGCGUGUCAGUGUGUCUGUUGAACAAAACUAGACAUGCAUGCAAAAGCAGUGUAUUUUAGUAGUGAUGCCUUAAGUUAGACCAUAAGCUGAAGGUUCUCAAAAAAAGAAAAAACAUUUAAUGAGUUUGUUCCUCUCUCCAUGUGGUAUACAAUUGUGUCCUUUCCUUCCACAGUACCUUUGCUGGGUCACUAUUUUUGCACCCUCGUUAGAUAGGUCAUCAGCAGUGCCGAGGUCUCUGAACUUUCCCUCCCACAGUGCUGCUCUCAGCACUCACAGGUGUUGCGAGUUUCUCUCGGCUGUUUGCAGGUUAUCUGGAAAUGUCCUGUAUUUUCCAAUGUGUGUUUUUUGUACUGUAGGGAGUAAUGUAUCUUUUAUCAUCAAAAAAUAAACAUGUUAAACAUA